CACAGUGGUUAUCUCAAAAACUAUAGACCGCAUUUUGGGGAUUAUUAAUGCGUUCCGAGUCAGCUGACGCCGAAAGCGACUCUGACGCCCAAAAAUGCGGUCUAGGUAGGCAGCUCACUGGUGUUUGAGACACGGCCAAUGUGGCACAGGCAUAUGAACGCGUAAUGCACGCAAUGAUAUUGAGUGAGUGUUUGAGAGACCUUUGAAUUUCUGCAUCUCCGGACGGAAAGGACAGAAUAAACCGCUGUUUUACAGUCUCAGAUCUGUGUAGCUGGAAGAACAAAGAAGGGAGUUUUAUAAUUUACCUCAGUCAUGCAAAAGGCAGGGACGGCCCCGUCCUCCCGGGGUCCAAGUGCUCCUGGGUCCCCAGCCACCUCUAUUGUGGCACGAAUGGACAAUCAGGUCAUUGGAUAUAAAGACUUGGCUGCUAUUCCCAAAGACAAAGCCAUUCUUGAGGUGGAACGGCCAGAUCUGAUGGUGUACGAGCCGCAUUUCAAUAUCUCAGCCCUGGAUCGUAUAGGUCUUUCCAGAAGCAGAGAGAGAUCAAUGUCACCUCAUUCUGUCUCGCCCCCUCCUUCCCCUGAGGUGAGCCAUCAAGCCUCUGUUGAUCAGAUAUUUGCCUCAAAAGAGUCAAAGGAGUGGUCAGAGCAGGGGUCGCCAGGAGUUUCCAACAUGGACUCCACAGUGCAGCUCCGCAAAAUCAGCCCCGCCUCCAAAGGCUCCAUGCAGCACUUCCACAGGCCGGACAGUGGCACCAACAUCUAUAAGAAGCCACCAAUUUACAAACACGACGGACAGACGGGAACGUCUCACAGUAAACAUGAUGUGAUCAUUGAGUCCUCCAAGUUCCCAGCAGCCCAGCCGCCUGAUCCCAACCAACCUUCAAAGAUAGAGACCGAGUACUGGCCCUGUCCCCCCUCUCUAGCCUCUAUGGAGAUCGAGUGGCGGAAGAAGGCAGCCGAACAGGGAAAACCGAUCGAGGACGAUGAGUUUGAGGACCUGACAGAAGAUGCGAAGAGACUCCAGGAACAGGAACUUCAGAAGAUACAGUCCAACUUGGGCAAAUUGAUCCUGAAGGAGGAAAUUGAGAAAUCAGUGCUCAUUCGCAGAAAAACACGUUCCCUGCCAGAUGGGACAAACAUACAUUUGGGAUCAUCAGCCAGUGCUACUAAAUCCACCUCUUUACCUCCUUGCAGUCAAACAGGUCUCACAAGGCUCCAGUCUGCAGACUUCACCUCCACAGACAAUGAAAAAGCAAAAACAGGUGUACAGAAUGGCGAUUCACAGAGUGGGAGAAUGGACAGAGGAAGCUCUCUUCCUAGUAUUCUGGAACAGAAGAUAUAUCCAUAUGAAAUGCUGGUUGUGACCCACAGAGGGCGCAGUAAGCUUCCUCCAGGUGUUGACAGGACCAGAUUAGAGCGGCAUCUGUCUCCAGAGGAAUUCCAGAGCUUAUUCGGAAUGUCCAUCACAGAAUUUGAUCGUCUGUCACUAUGGAAACGGAACGACCUGAAGAAGAAAGUGUCCCUUUUCUAACAUUUGGACAUUUGGACUUGGACACUGAACCCCUCGCCCUCCAGAGACGCCAGUAAUGUUCACUCUAAUCUAAUACAGAUGCUAUGCAGACAUUUCAAGAUAAGCAAGGAAGAUGACGCCACAUCACCAGAUGUUAUUUCACUCACAUAUACAGUAGUCUCUGUGCGUCGCUGGUGUACAUAAUAAAGACAGGAUGAAGGUUCUCGCAUCCCUACAGUCGCUCCAUAUGUGAACAAAUCAGAUUUCAUAAACUGCUCCAGCCGUUUCUUUACGCCUUACAUCUGUUUCAAAUUCUUAAAGUGCCCAGAGAUGUUUAUAAUAAUAGGCCUAUAUAUUUACACAAAGUUUUAAUCGUAAACAUCACUUUUUUUUUUUAUUG
Molecule: messenger RNA, 1912 nt
Organism: Sinocyclocheilus anshuiensis
Lineage: Eukaryota; Metazoa; Chordata; Actinopteri; Cypriniformes; Cyprinidae
Gene: dmtn
Product: dematin actin binding protein
Exons: 16
Coding region: 313-1533 (406 amino acids)
Biological process (GO): cytoskeleton organization; actin filament bundle assembly; lamellipodium assembly
Cellular component (GO): plasma membrane; actin cytoskeleton
Molecular function (GO): actin filament binding
Source: RefSeq, a predicted model, not a curated record